GGACUUUAUCUCUAAGAUAAAAGAUCGUUUGUUUUCCUGACACAUGCGUACAUCGUAAAGAUUAGGGGUGCUUUGACAACAGGGAAAAACAUCUAUAGCUAUAAAAAAAAAGUGUCGCAUUAGCCAUGAAGCUUAACGUUGAUGGUCUUCUUGUCUAUUUUCCCUAUGACUACAUCUACCCUGAACAGUAUCUUUAUAUGCUGGAGCUCAAACGUACUUUGGAUGCCAAAGGUCAUUGUGUCCUGGAAAUGCCCUCAGGGACUGGAAAGACUGUAUCCUUGCUCUCCCUCAUUAUCGCCUAUAUGCGUGCACAUCCUUUGGAUGUCACUAAACUCAUCUACUGCUCACGAACAGUUCCUGAAUUGGAGAAGGUUAUAGAAGAGAUGAGGAAUUUAAUGAAGUAUUAUGAGAAGGAAUUAGGAGAACAACCACAGUUCCUGGGAGUUGCACUCAGUUCCCGCAAAAACAUGUGCAUUAAUCAAGAGGUACUAAAAGACAGAGAUGGCAAAGCAGUUGAUGCCCAGUGCCACAAACUGACUGCCUCCUUUGUUCGUGCCCAGCACAAGCGAGAUCCUUUAAUCCCUGUAUGUGAGUUCUAUGAGGAAUUUGAUGCCCAUGGACGAGAAGUGCCUCUUCCUUUUGGAAUAUACAGCUUGGAUGAUUUGAAGGACUAUGGUCGAGAGAGAGGUUACUGUCCUUACUUUCUGGCUCGACAUGCAAUAAUGCAGGCUCAUGCAGUUGUAUAUAGCUACUAUUAUCUUCUUGAUCCGAAAAUUGCAGAACAGGUCUCCAAGGAACUGUCCAAGAAGUCUGUUGUUGUUUUUGAUGAAGCACAUAAUAUUGAUAACGUAUGUAUUGAAUCCAUGAGCUGCAAAAUCACUCGAAGAACCAUUGACCGAUGCAGCCAGAAUCUUGAUGAUUUGUCAAAACAUAUCAAAAAAGUGAAAGAUAUUGACACAGACAAAAUGAGAGAUGAGUACCAGCGAAUGGUGCAAGGACUGCGUGAUGCCAGUAUUGCCAGAGAAACAGAUACGCUACUGGCAAAUCCAGUUCUUCCUGAUGAAAUCCUGCAAGAAGCUGUACCAGGAAACAUUCGCAAUGCAGAGCAUUUUCUAAGUUUCAUGAAACGCUUUUUAGAAUACCUGAAAACCAGGCUUCGCAUUCAGCAUGUGGUAUCAGAGAGUCCACCCUCUUUCUUACGUGAUUGCUCACAAAAAGUUUGCAUUGAACGCAAGCCAUUGAGGUUUUGUGCAGAGCGUUUGCAUUCCCUGAUGAGAACCCUGGAACUGACAGACCUUAAAGAUUAUUCUGCACUCAGUUUAGUGGCAAACUUUGCAACACUUGUCAGCACAUACACUAAAGGAUUUAUGCUUAUCAUGGAGCCGUUCGAUGACCGCACGCCUACCAUCUCUAAUCCAGUUCUUCACCUGAGUUGUCUAGAUGCUUCUAUUGCAGUCAAGCCCAUCUUCAACAGAUUCCAGACAUUGGUGGUAACUUCUGGGACUUUAUCACCUCUGGAAAUGUACCCAAAGAUUCUUGAUUUCCAUCCUGUCACCAUGGCAACUUUCACAAUGACCUUGGCAAGGCCUUGCAUCUGUCCAAUGGUGGUCAGCAAAGGAAAUGACCAAGUGGCCAUAACCUCAAAAUUUGAAACGCGUGAAGAUAUCGCCGUCAUUCGGAAUUAUGGAAACCUUUUGGUUGAGAUGGCUUCCAUUGUUCCAGAUGGUAUUGUCUGCUUUUUCACCAGUUACAUCUACAUGGAAACAAUUGCUGCAUCCUGGUAUGAGCAGGGCAUUCUGGACCAGGUACAAAAAAACAAGCUGCUCUUCAUUGAAACCCAAGAUGCCGCAGAGACUUCAUUAGCUCUCCUUAACUAUCAGAAGGCCUGUGAGAAUGGGCGUGGAGCAGUGCUGCUAUCUGUUGCCAGGGGCAAAGUAUCCGAGGGCAUAGAUUUCGAUCACCAUUAUGGACGAGCUGUUAUCAUGUUUGGAGUGCCUUACGUGUAUACACAGAGCCGUAUACUGAAGGCUCGGCUGGAGUACCUGCGAGACAACUACCAGAUCAGGGAGAACGACUUCCUCACCUUUGAUGCCAUGCGGCACGCGGCGCAGUGUGUGGGACGGGCGCUGCGCGGCAAGACGGACUAUGGCAUCAUGGUCUUCGCUGACAAGAGGUUUUCCCGUGCGGACAAGCGCAAGAUCCCUCGCUGGAUCCAGGAGCACCUGACGGAUGGUCUGUGCAACCUGUCCAUCGACGAGGCCGUGCAGGUCGCCAAACACUUUUUGCGCAAGAUGGCGCAGCCCUUUAGCCGCAAGGACCAGCUGGGCCUGUCGUUGCUAACGCUGGAGCAGCUGCAGUCGGAAGAGACCCAGAAGAAGAUCGAGAGCAAGAUACAGCACGUGUGAACUCAGCAUUGCAUUCGCAUCUCACUCUGGGCCUGAUCUGCGAGCAAUCCGUGGAAGGACCGGCUGAUGUCUUUGGGGGUUACUAAAGUACUUUCCAUGCUUACUACUGCCCUGGCGCUUUUCUUCAGGGCCAGUGCUACACAACCUGCCUUCGUACCAAACCUCCCGCUUGUGUUGAAGCAACAUCUGGCCUGGCUCCCUGAUCCCAAGAAGUACAGCACUCCGCUUUAUGUCACCACCCCGGAAGUGUUCAUCUCUUGGCAUCACAACGUUUGUCGUUAUUUAAAUCUCUUACAAACUGCGCAGCAUUCACGGGCCGCUGCACUAUCUCGGUCUUCAAGGCGCUGGCUUUGUCACGUAACCCACCGCCACACAGCGAAUAUCUGGUCUUGAAAAUCACAAAGAAGAAAUGUCGAAAAGAAACUCGUUUCAUAUCUUUAAACUAAUUAGCCUUCUCGUCAGUUAGGAUCUUUUGAUAUUUAUACGACUGAGAAAGAAGCAAAUUAAACUCUUCGUUGUUCUUUAUCACAUCAAA
Molecule: messenger RNA, 2940 nt
Organism: Pomacea canaliculata
Lineage: Eukaryota; Metazoa; Mollusca; Gastropoda; Architaenioglossa; Ampullariidae
Product: general transcription and DNA repair factor IIH helicase subunit XPD-like
Biological process (GO): positive regulation of mitotic recombination; transcription by RNA polymerase II; nucleotide-excision repair
Cellular component (GO): nucleus
Molecular function (GO): hydrolase activity, acting on acid anhydrides, in phosphorus-containing anhydrides; ATP binding; damaged DNA binding
Source: RefSeq, a predicted model, not a curated record